AGCAAAAGUUUUACUGUGAAACGUCUAACCGGAAAUGCGUCUGUCUCAGGCCCACUCUAAGCUAACCCCGGCAACAUUUUUGACAACUUUUCACGAGAUGGAGCCCUCUACCGUGACGGCAGUUGUAUUGCUUGCCCUUCAGUUUGUGUUGGUACUAAGCUCUCACAAACACGAAGACCAUUUAGGACACCAGCUACAUUCCGAGCAUGACAUGAAUGUCCUGCUGGGGGAGAAGGACCCUGAGGAGUUAAAGAAACUCAGUCCAGAAGAGCAGAGAAAGAUGAUGUUGGAAAUUGUAAAGAAGAUUGACAAAAAUGCUGACAAACACCUAAGUGCAGAGGAGAUUGCUCUAUGGAUUCAGCAUGUGUAUCGAAAAUAUGCCCUGGAAGACGCAGAGGAGCGCUUUGCUGAAUUUGACACAGACAAAGACGGUGUAGUAUCAUGGGAGGAGUACAACAUGGCCGCUCAUGGCCAGCUGUUUAAUUUUGAUGAAAGUACCAUCCUGGAUGAUCCUGAGCAAGAGUCUCUGCGACAUCUCCACCUGAAGGAGAGGAGGCGCUUCAAUUUCGCUGACCUGGAUGGUACACCCGGCCUCAAUGUAACAGAGUUCUUGGCCUUCACUCACCCGUCUGAAAUGGACCACAUGGCUGAUUUUGCAAUUGAGGAUGUGCUGAGUGACUAUGACUUGGAUCAAGACGGACUGAUCAGUCUAAAGGAAUUUAUCGGUGAAGUUCGACGUGAAGAGGAUGCCCCUUCGCAGUGGGAGGUUGAGGAGACCGUGCGCUUCAAGGACUUGUACGAUCAAGACAAGGACGGCAAGUUAAAUCGAGAGGAGCAACUCCGCUGGAUUGCGCCCAACGGCUACGGCGCCGCUCAGGAAGAAGCUCUUCACCUCAUUAAAGAGAUGGACCAGGAUGGAGACGGGCAGAUCUCAGAGGCCGAAGUCUUGCAAAACCAAGAUAUUUUCAUGAACAGUGAAGUGACGGACUAUGGCAGACAUCUGCACUUGUCACAUGAUGAAUUAUAACUUUAAAAUCAGCAUUUUGUCAUUUGACCCCAAUUUCAAUCUGAAUUUGUAUUUACUUCAAGCAGCACAAGACUGCUGAGGAACUUUCUAAACUAGCAACACGCUGACCGGCUCAUUGGUUAUCGCAGGCGUGUGAAAAAGCGAAGUGGCAGUCUACUUGUGUUUGCUGCCCGCUGACACUCUUCCUCUUUUCACACAAACGAGCGGCAGUGCUCAGCGACGGCUCGUUUCCUGGACCGUUUCACUCGUGUCGAGCAGCCGCCUGUCAAACCCGCUGGUGUUCACUUCAGAGGCACAUUAAAAAGGUGAAAAGUAUCUCCAGAGAGGGAACCACUCAGCAUGGAGUUAGAGUUUAAGGAUGCCUUUUGGGUGAGCAUGUGCCAUGAUUUAGAUUAUUUUUUAAAUUUUGUUGUUAUGGGUUUGAGGCUCAGGUUGACUGUGGAGUUAGUUGGUCACGCUUUUAUAUUAAGUGUAAUGAUAGCCUCUGCACUGUUUAUUUUACCACCAGCAGCAUACAAGAUGCAGUGAAAAGAGAAUUCCGAAACCUGCUUUUCAAAACUGAUGUAAUCCGGUCAUGAAUGUUAGUUCUCUUUAUUAUGCAGCUCUGUUCAUGGCUUUCUAUACAGAUAUGUAGCACUGACAAAUGUCCAAAGGAAUUGUUAUAUUCUUUUUUUACAUUUUACAUUACAUUCUUGGAAGUACCUAUGAGAGGUGAGCUAAACACUUGGUUCAAUGUUGUAUUCUUUGUUAAUUAAGGCUACAUCAUUUGAAAGAAAGAAAAAAAAAAAGCAUUUCCCGGGUUUAAAAAUGAAAAAUGUUACUAAGCUACCGACGUAAACAUUGGUUUCUGUCUUGUCCAUGAGAUGAAUAAUAAAAUACAUACAACAUAAUUUGG
Molecule: messenger RNA, 1922 nt
Organism: Hippocampus comes (tiger tail seahorse)
Lineage: Eukaryota; Metazoa; Chordata; Actinopteri; Syngnathiformes; Syngnathidae
Gene: rcn2
Product: reticulocalbin 2
Exons: 8
Coding region: 35-1027 (330 amino acids)
Cellular component (GO): endoplasmic reticulum
Molecular function (GO): calcium ion binding
Source: RefSeq, a predicted model, not a curated record